CGUUUUAUCUUUCGGGAGACUUCAUACAGUAUAUCCCGCUCUUUGUGUGUGCUGUUGUUUAAUGCAAAAAUACUGUGCACACUUUGAAAAUGAGAGCGUCACUGCCACCUACUGAGUGAAUGUGCGAUUACACAUUAUUCUAGUACGGCAAAAAAAUAUAUUCAGCGAAGUCAUAUGCUCCCCCAGUAUUGCUUUGUGACCCCCUGGGGGUGUGCCCCAUUAUUUGAGAAAAACAAGAAAACAUAUGGCUGGAAUCCUUUUUGAGGAUAUCUUCGAUGUAAAAGACAUCGAUCCAGACGGAAAGAAGUUCGACAGAGUGUCUCGUCUACAUUGUGAAAGUGAGUCUUUUAAGAUGGAUCUCAUCUUGGAUGUGAAUAUUCAAAUCUACCCAGUAGAUCUUGGUGACAAGUUCAGGCUGGUAAUUGCUAGCACAUUAUAUGAAGACGGAACGCCAGAUGAUGGGGAGUACAAUCCUCAAGAUGACAGACCAUCUCGAUCAGACCAAUUUGACUACGUAAUGUAUGGGAAGGUUUACAAGAUUGAGGGUGAUGAGACUUCAACAGAAGCUGCUACACGCCUCUCUGCUUAUGUCUCUUAUGGUGGCCUCCUCAUGAGGCUGCAGGGAGAUGCAAAUAAUCUUCACGGCUUCGAGGUGGACUCCAGGGUGUACCUCCUCAUGAAGAAACUGGCCUUCUAAAACUCAUAACUACCAUCUUAUCUUGAUUGGUCCCCCGGCCCAGUCUGCAGGGCAUUGAGGUUAAAUUCAAGCAAUGUUUCUAUUUUAUAUUUAUGGAUUUAAAAAAAAAAGCUUUCCUCUUUGAAAAAGGACUUGGCGGUUAAACUGUAACACUUAAGAACUUCCCCAACCUCCUUCUAUCUGUAAAUAGUUUUUUUUUUUUUUUUUUUUUUUUAAACGUACUUACAAACGGGCUCUUUAAUUUUUGGAUACCGUAAAUCUACUUUCAUAUUGUGGUUUCAGAAUUAUGGAACAGUCCUUAAAUGUUUGUAAAAAUCAAGUUGUUGCAUUUGGAUAUAUAAAACUUCCAUUUUUUAUUGUGCUGUCUCCGUCGUUGUUCACUGCAUGAAGCUGCAAGACAAAUGU
Corythoichthys intestinalis (scribbled pipefish) is the source of this 1102-nucleotide messenger RNA. It is a transcript of the gene polr2h, whose product is annotated as RNA polymerase II, I and III subunit H. The record is from RefSeq and is a predicted model, not a curated record. NCBI's taxonomy places the organism in Eukaryota, Metazoa, Chordata, Actinopteri, Syngnathiformes, Syngnathidae. Bases 245 to 697 code for a protein of 150 amino acids. Gene Ontology annotation, biological process: DNA-templated transcription. Gene Ontology annotation, cellular component: RNA polymerase I complex; RNA polymerase III complex; RNA polymerase II, core complex. The transcript has 6 exons.